Emiliania huxleyi CCMP1516 is the source of this 363-nucleotide messenger RNA. RefSeq lists its product as hypothetical. The record is from RefSeq and is a predicted model, not a curated record. Lineage: Eukaryota; Haptophyta; Isochrysidales; Noelaerhabdaceae. The transcript has 3 exons. The coding region runs from base 1 to 363 and encodes 120 amino acids.
AUGUCUGCGAGCGCGGUGGCGGCUGGCGAGUCUGACAGCCUGAGGCCUGGUGUCAAGCGCUGCACCAUUCUUCUGUGGCUGAUGCGCUGCUGCUGCUGGCCGCGCCACGAGUACAAGUCGCGCGGCAGAAAGGUGCUGGACGAGAUCGAGAUGGAGUUCGUCGACGACCCGGAGGACGACGACUUUGGCCUUUCGAGCUUUGCUGAACCAGGCCGGCCGGCGAGCUGGGAGAGACCUGUGGCUAGCGGCGUGCCGGGCGACGUUCCGCAGGAUGCUGCGAGUGGAGCGACAAGGAGAACAUCCGACCGCGCCAUCCUGCUGUCCGAGAGUGGGGCGCGUACGGAGAGUGAGGGCACACUGUGA